Molecule: messenger RNA, 459 nt
Organism: Capsicum annuum
Lineage: Eukaryota; Viridiplantae; Streptophyta; Magnoliopsida; Solanales; Solanaceae
Product: pentatricopeptide repeat-containing protein At4g18975, chloroplastic
Source: RefSeq, a predicted model, not a curated record
UGAAAUUCAGCCGACAUUUCGAGCUUAUAAGCCCAAUACGUUGACAACCCAAAUAGUUAGUUGAAAUUCGGAUCUCAGUCCGACCCGCCAAUUUGAAAGGACGAUAGAGCUUCUUCUUCUACGGUCUAAUCCAUAACCACCACAUCUCUACGACGGCCACCCAGUUCCUUUCUCCGGAAAAAUCACUCCGAAAUAGAACUGCUGUGUUAGAAUGGGAGCUUCUUCUCUACAAUUUCACUUCUUCAGUUGCGAUAUUUUGCUAAAGGGUAUAAACUCAACCCACUUAUCUGAAAAGGUUGGCAUGAGAUGCUCCUUUUUGACUAUUUUUUUAUACAGAUUAUUGCUCAGUGUCUAAGAUUGCACUAUCAUAUGCAGUUAAAUCUAACCUUUGCUCUUAAACAUUCCCAGAAACAGGGUGAACUUUCUUUUACUAUCUCUGAUGCUGCUGAUCACACGAAA